This is a messenger RNA of Oncorhynchus kisutch (coho salmon), 3735 nucleotides long. RefSeq names its product dual specificity phosphatase 1 (gene dusp1). Gene Ontology annotation, molecular function: MAP kinase tyrosine/serine/threonine phosphatase activity. Gene Ontology annotation, biological process: negative regulation of p38MAPK cascade; protein dephosphorylation; endoderm formation. The coding region runs from base 382 to 1476 and encodes 364 amino acids. The record is from RefSeq and is a predicted model, not a curated record. Gene Ontology annotation, cellular component: cytoplasm; nucleus. The transcript is spliced from 4 exons. Lineage: Eukaryota; Metazoa; Chordata; Actinopteri; Salmoniformes; Salmonidae.
AUAAGUCCUUUUCACAGGCUACCCUCAGAACAACCUCGGGAAUGAAAAGAAAAACUUGUUUUUAACAAGAAACAACCAAAGAAAAUACACACGAGAAGAGGAACGGAUUGUUGUAUUUUUUUUAUUCUACAUUUAUUCAUUGUUACUGAUUUUUUUUCUUUUCUCUCAGUUUACAUUCAUUUUGGGAAAACCUCAAAGAAGCUAAGGGAGAACAAAAGAACAUACAACUGUUUCAAGAAUUAAUCUACUUGUGUCUUAAAAUAAAGAAAACCUCACAAGUUGCUAUAGGAACAGGUGACACAGACCACCCAGGGGUUUAUUUGCCUGUUCCACAGCCUAUCUACUUGUAUUUUACAUUUUGACGCCCGCCGCCCUUCUACUAUGGUGAUAAUGGAAGUCCCCAGCAUCGAUGCCAUGUCCCUCCGCGGGCUGCUGGAGGGGGACGACCCGGGCUGUCUGGUCCUGGACUGCCGCUCAUUCUUCUCCUUCAACUCCUCUCACAUCCCCGGGUCCACCAACGUCCGCUUCAGUACUAUAGUCCGCCGGAGGGCCAGAGGGGGGCUGGGGGUGGGACACAUCGUGCCCAACGAGGACACGCGGAACCGGCUUCUCUCCGGGGAGUAUCAGUCGGUAGUGUUUCUGGAUGAUCGGAGUUUAGACUUUGGCCAAGUGAAGAAGGACGGGACUCUAAUGCUCGCCGUAACAGCUCUGUGCCGAAACCCGUGCGGGACUAGUUUCUUCUUUCUCAAAGGUGGUUUUGACACGUUCUCCUCGGAGUAUCCAGAGAUGUGUACCAAGCCGUCAGCUCCACAGGGACUCAGUCUGCCCCUUAGCGCCCGUCCAGACAGCGCCGAGCCCGGCUGCAGUCCAUGCAGUACACCGCUCUAUGACCAGGGGGGUCCAGUGGAGAUCCUUCCCUUCCUCUACCUGGGCAGUGCCUACCAUGCCUCCAGAAAGGACAUGAUAGACAUGCUGGGUAUCACUGCUCUCAUCAACGUAUCAGCUAACUGCCCCAACCACUUUGAAGAGUCCUUCCAGUACAAGAGUAUCCCUGUAGAGGACAACCACAAGGCUGAUAUCUCCUCCUGGUUCAAUGAGGCUAUAGAGUUUAUCGACUCCAUCCGUAAUAAAGGCGGUCGUGUGUUUGUCCACUGCCAAGCCGGCAUCUCCCGCUCCGCCACCAUCUGUCUGGCCUACCUGAUGAGGACCAACCGCGUGAAGCUGGACGAGGCCUUUGAGUUCGUCAAGCAACGCCGCAGCAUCAUCAGUCCCAACUUCAGCUUCAUGGGCCAACUGCUACGGUUUGAGUCCCAGCUCCUGGCUACUUCAUCCUGCUCGUCGGAAGCCGGGAGUCCUGCCCUAGGGAAGAGCAGUACGGUCUUUAACUUCCCUGUGUCUAUCCCCGUCCACGGCUCUGCUGGACACGGACAGCUCUCCUUCCUCCACAGCCCCAUCACCACCUCACCAAGCUGCUAAGGGGAAGAGUAGGAUCAGAUGGAGGGCUGUCUGUCUUAGCCUGGACUUGAACUGAACUGUCACUAUUGGUGUCGAGUCGUUGUGAAUGUACUGUCACAAUACUAGUACUGUACUGUAACAAUACUAGUAGUGUACUGUAACACUACUAGUAGUGUACUGUAACAAUACUAGUAGUGACAAUACUAGUAGUGUACUGUAACAAUACUAGUAGUGUACUGUAACAAUACUAGUAGUGACAAUACUAGUGCUGUACUGUAACAAUACUAGUAGUGUACUGUAACAAUACUAGUAGUGUACUGUAACAAUACUAGUACUGUACUGUAACAAUACUAGUAGUGUACUGUAACAAUACUAGUACUGUACUGUAACAAUACUAGUGCUGUACUGUAACAAUACUAGUACUGUACUGUAACAAUACUAGUACUGUACUGUAACAAUACUAGUACUGUACUGUAACAAUACUCGUAGUGUACUGUGACAAUACUAGUACUGUACUGUUACAAUACUAGUACUGUACUGUAACAAUACUAGUAGUGUACUGUAACAAUACUAGUAGUGUGCUGUAACAAUACUAGUACUGUACUGUAACAAUACUAGUAGUGACAAUACUAGUACUGUACUGUAACACUACUAGUAGUGUACUGUCAGUGUCGCUCAACUACAGGUGAUUAAUCAUUGAGUUUUGAAUAGACAUUGAGCUCUAGAACUGAUGGAACCCUUAUUGUUGCCCUUCCUGGUGUAAAGGUCAUAAAGAAGGGAUCCUGGCAUCACAGGACAAAAGGGCUAACUUUUGGAGAGACAAACCAAGUGGCCUAGUUUAUGGGUUCAAUCCACAGUUCUGCCCUAUCGCCUUAAAAGGAGUUUCUCUGGCUACCAAUAUGGCAGUAUGGUUAUCGCAGCAUCCUCUUCUGAAGGAGAAUGAUACCCACAGAUCUGCCUAGAAUACCUCAACUUAUAGGAAGAGACAGAGAAGUCAAUGGCUGAAGGUGAAUGAUACCCACAGAUCUGCCUAGAAUACCUCAACUUAUAGGAAGAAACAGAGAAGUCAAUGGCUGAAGGAGAAUGAUACCCACAGAUCUGCCUAGAAUACCUCAACUUAUAGGAAGAGACAGAGAAGUCAAUGGCUGAAGGAGAAUGAUACCCACAGAUCUGCCUAGAAUACCUCAACUUAUAGGAAGAGACAGAGAAGUCAAUGGCUGAAGGAGAAUGAUACCCACAGAUCUGCCUAGAAUACCUCAACUUAUAGGAAGAUACAGAGAAGUCAAUGGCUGAAGGAGACUGGGGGAAAGGGUCAAUUCGUUAAAGGAAGUUAGAAGUAUUUUAAUGAGAUGAAGAGAAGAAAUUGUAUUCAACUUUGUCAAGUAUGCAAAGUCAUUUAAAUGAGAGUGGUCAGCUUUACAUAAUCACAAUAACAAAAUGUACCUGCCACAACUCUACUCAAAAUGAGCAAGUAAACCCUCCCUUGGUCACUCACAGACAGUCAUAUGUAUUGCUACCAACUAGACUCUCGGGAAUCAUGAAUUACUUUCAGUGUCCCACAGCUUUGUUCACACAGAAACGAGCUGUCAUCCUGAGAGAAUCCUGCUAAUGCCUCGGCAAACGACGCAGGAUAAAUCACUCCUCAGGCUCUUUAUUGUUGACGAACAAUGAAUGUAUCUCUGAUCUCUGGCCAAUCAGCCAGCUCGGAGAGCGCCAGAAGGUUUAGUUUAAAGUGGAUGGGAAAGCCCCAUUCACAUGCAAAUGUAUUCCUUUUAUAAAACACCUUAAGACCCUGACGAUCCCGACAAUAUUGGGGGAACCAACCAACCAACCACCAGAUACCUCUGAAACACCACCAUGCCUUUGUAGUGCUAGCAGCUGUUAGCUAACACUAGCUCUGUUAGCAUCAUGAUAGCUCUGUUAGCAUCAUGUACCGUUCGUAUGUUAGCUCUGUUAGCAUCAUGCUAGCUCUGUUAGCAUCAUGUACCGUUCGCAUGUUAGCUCUGUUAGCAUCAUGCUAGCUCUGUUGGCAUCUUGUACUGUUAGUAUCAUUAGCAUGCUAGCUCUGUUAGCAUCUUCUACAAUUAACAUCUCUGGGAGAGAGUCAGAACCCCAAAGCACUAAGUCGGGGGAUCAGGCUCACCAGAGACUGCUGUCUGUCAUUACCUAUGUGAUAUUUAUUGAACUAAAGUAAUAUAUUUCUUACCAUAUAUAUUUUUGCAUAUGUUUGUUAGUAGUUGUUUUUGAUACCAUUUAAAUAAAUCCUAUUUGUCUUUUGUA